Messenger RNA from Gastrolobium bilobum, 987 nucleotides. Its product is annotated as ferritin-4, chloroplastic-like. NCBI's taxonomy places the organism in Eukaryota, Viridiplantae, Streptophyta, Magnoliopsida, Fabales, Fabaceae. The transcript has 8 exons. Gene Ontology annotation, molecular function: ferric iron binding; ferrous iron binding. Gene Ontology annotation, cellular component: cytoplasm. Bases 79 to 849 code for a protein of 256 amino acids. Gene Ontology annotation, biological process: iron ion transport; intracellular iron ion homeostasis. The record is from RefSeq and is a predicted model, not a curated record.
GAAAAACCGAAUACACUGUGAAAUCACCGCUCCAAAGAAAACCCUUUCCAUUUCAUUUCAUUUGUGGAAUCUCAAACCAUGCUUCUCAGAGCCGUUGCUGCUUCUUCUUCUUCUUCUCUGCCUCUGUUCAACGCGAACGCCGAACAAUGGCGUUCCGUUCCCGUUCGUUUCUCCACCAGAAAAAAUGCGAGUGGGUUGGUGGUUUGCGCCACCAAGGGAUCCAGCAACAACCGUGUCCUAACUGGUGUGGUGUUUGAACCCUUCGAAGAGGUGAAAAAGGAGCUCGAUCUCGUACCCACUGUUCCACAAGUUUCUCUCGCUCGCCACAAAUACGUUGAUGACUCUGAAGCUGCCGUUAACGAGCAAAUCAAUGUGGAGUAUAAUGUCUCAUACGUUUACCAUGCAAUGUUUGCGUACUUCGAUAGGGACAAUGUUGCGCUCAGGGGUCUUGCCAGGUUUUUUAAGGAAUCGAGUGAAGAGGAAAGAGGGCAUGCUGAGAAAUUGAUGGAAUAUCAGAACAAGAGGGGUGGAAAAGUGAAGUUGCAGUCUAUAGUGAUGCCACUUUCUGAGUUUGAUCAUGCGGAUAAGGGAGAUGCGCUUUACGCAAUGGAACUCGCUCUGUCAUUGGAGAAGCUAACAAAUGAAAAGCUCCUUAAUUUGCACAGUGUUGCCUCAAAGAACGGUGACGUGCAGUUGGCAGAUUUCGUGGAAAGUGAGUUUUUGGGUGAACAGGUGGAAGCAAUCAAAAGAAUCUCCGAGUAUGUUGCUCAGCUCAGAAGAGUUGGCAAAGGACAUGGUGUCUGGCACUUUAAUCAGAUGCUGCUCGAUGAGGAAGAAGGUGCAGCUUGAUGAUUAUACUUACCCCUAUCUAGUCAGUGUAUCUUGUUCACCUAAGUGACUUUCAAGUCUUUGGCUAGAAGGUCGAACUGAACUAUGGCUGAAUGAAAUAAAUCUGGACCGUUUGUUUUUUGCAGUUCAUUUACUAGC